Molecule: messenger RNA, 1176 nt
Organism: Clarias gariepinus (North African catfish)
Lineage: Eukaryota; Metazoa; Chordata; Actinopteri; Siluriformes; Clariidae
Gene: edn1
Product: endothelin 1
Exons: 5
Coding region: 43-585 (180 amino acids)
Biological process (GO): regulation of vasoconstriction; intracellular calcium ion homeostasis; regulation of systemic arterial blood pressure by endothelin
Cellular component (GO): extracellular region
Molecular function (GO): endothelin B receptor binding; endothelin A receptor binding; hormone activity
Source: RefSeq, a predicted model, not a curated record
GCUCGGAAUAACCGAUCACAGAUUAUCAGUCAGAUUCUCCUCAUGAUGGAUUUACGGAUUAUUCUCUCCGUGCUGUCUGUCAUUUAUUCAGGAGUGUUUCACACAGCGUUACCGGCGCCUUUGGGUGAAGUCAGCACGCGCCACUCCAGACCCAAGCGAUGCUCGUGCGCCACGUUUCUGGAUAAAGAAUGUGUGUAUUUCUGCCACCUGGACAUCAUCUGGGUCAACACUCCAGAACGUACUGUAUCCUACGGACUGGGGAACGCGCCACGUAAGAAGCGCUCAGUGCAUGAAGUGACUCGAGCCGUCAAGUUUCCGCGCUGUGAGUGCGCAGACAGCACCGACGGCACGUGUGUUGCGUUCUGUCGCGCACACAACCAGCCAAGGCGUAAGACAGCGCGUGACAAGGUGAUCCCCAGCGCCGGCGGCCAUGACUGUGCCGAAAAGAAACGCAAACAUGACCUGGCAGCCAAGACGUCUGGGCUUAAAGGGCGUCAUAAGGGAUCUGAGCCCUCAGUCGCUCGGGCCACCAGGCAGCUUAAAGGAAUGGAGUUUGUCUCACAUCACACAUGUUCGGGCUGCUGAAAACACCACGUCUACCACGUCAGACACGCGGCACAGGACGUCACAAGCCAUGUGGAGAAAGGGGUUGAAGAACUCUUCUCCCAAAGUUGCGAGUGUGUGAUCGCAUCCCACUCCUUCACUGAGACCUUCGAAAAUCUGCCUCCUGCGGUGCCGGCGGGUUUUCACAAGGAAGAUUUUGACUUUGUGGUUAAGAUACAAAAAGGAAAACAAAAACAAGUAGCUGUUUUAAAGUUAAACUCACUUGAUUACUUCACUUUAAUUCACUCAGCUGUUUAUGACAUAACUAGUUGUGAAAACAUGUCUAUUGAAUUGGGACUUUUUAAAUGCGGGAACAUUGCAGUGAUACGUCCAGACGCAGUGCAGGAGCGUGUCUGGUGACACACAGAUUGUUAUCGAUCAGGCUAGUUAAGAAACUUGUCAGGACAUUUACUUUGCUGCAGUAGUGGAUGUUGUUCCUCAUCAUGUCUAAUGUGUUCAGCUCUUCUUAGAGACUAGAAUCAGUUUGAACGGAUAUUUAUGACAGCAUUUGUGUUGAAUGAAUGCAUUUAACAUUAAGCCAUAUUGGCUGGACUGAUUGUCAUUUCUGUGAAA